CACACACACACACACACACACUAAUACCCUCACUCAUACAUCUCCCUCAGUGACAAUGUAUCAAAUUUGUGUUCAUAAAUAAGGCAACUUUAUUAUUUAUUUUUUUAGAUAUUCCUACCUAUUGAUUAUCAAUCUAACGCGUGGUUUUAUUAAAUGUUAAACGACUUACUGGAACUUAUAUAGAUUGAUCAACAAAGAAGAGUGAAAAGUUCCCCUAAUCAACCUAAUCGAAUCGUUAAAAAACUCUAAAAUUUGGAGAGAGAGAGAGGGAGGGGAAUCUUAGCUGAUGGUGGGGACAAUGAGCUGGAAGAACCAUAACGCUGACAAUUAACUUUAUUUGGACGGAAGCGGCUGAUUACCUUCGCCAGGAGGAAACAAAGGAAGCUCCUCCACACCCGACACCAUCGUCAGUAGUCAGUGUUUAGGUGACGGGUCGGCGUCAUCGGUGGAAGAAGAGGCAAGUGAAUAGACAGUUCAUGGACAGGAAGGACAGUACGUAACGUAGACAGGAAGGACUCAGGGGUGACAGUGUGAAGAACAAGUGUUAUUAUCUGGAGAAAACGACCACAAUAACUCUUUAAAACUAUUUAAUUGAUGGUGAAUAAUUGAAGUGUUCUAAAAUUAUAACGUAGAAGUAUAAACAUAUGAUAGAACUAGUGGAUGAAGCCCAGAAUGAGGUGAAAAAUAAUGAAACAAUGUACAAUUCUGUGUUAAGUCUCCAGAUGACAUAAUAAUGAACCGUAAUAACACUCUUAAAGAAUUAUAAACUACAUGAAUCCUUUAACAGAUGUUCUAACUGACUGGAUGGUGAGCCUUCAGAAAACACCAAGAAUUAAUUAAUCUUAAAGCUUGAUAAGUCACCUGAUGCAGAAAACACGACAACAAGUAUAAUAUUAAACACUAGAAUGUAAACAAAACAGCGUCAGGUCAAAUGAUGAUGAUGAUGAUGAUGAUGAUGAUGAUGAUGAUGAUGAUGAUCGCUUUAAAAGAACCUUACUGAAUACAACUACAGUGACUUAUUGCCCGAGUAAUCUUAUCCUCGUCCUAGAUAAGAAUGAUAUUUGUUUACUCUGUCUGUACUCUGUGUGAUUGAACAUUGUUUGUUUUACUGAACAUUUGGGAGCCUCAAAUACUCGGUAUGAAUUUUGUAGAAUGAAAACCUCACAUACUAUUUCUUCCCCUGUGACUACUAAUGUAUUUUGAAUCGUAUUUAACUGGAAGUCUUUUCUCUAAUGUAUAUAAACCAGUGGCUUAUGCUUUUACUUGAAUAACAUUACAUGGAAGUAAAGACAAAAACUAUACCUAUCUCACGCAGAAAAAAAUAUCCAGACAAUAUAUAAAAAUGACAAACUUAGCAAACUACCUAUCAGACAGUCAGUUGUGUUACCAUCAGACAGUCAGUUGUGUUACCAUGCUCGUGUGAUCCCUCAAUGACGGUCACCUCCAACCCAAGAACCUUAGGGGAUAUUUCUGUCACACAAGUAACCAGCUCAACAUCAUACGACCUGGCUCUAUCACAGACUGGCUUCAGAGUCAACAUGAAGCUUUACCUCCUGCUCGGGCUGGCUUCAGUGGUCACGGGAGGUGCUGGCGGGGUGUCCAUCGUGAGGCUGACGGUGCCGGAGGUGGUGAAGACCAACACAACGGCUGUGGUGCUUGACUGUGACUACCAGGUGGACGAGUGGGAGCGACCAGGCCUCGUCGUCAAGUGGUACGUGGACAAGAUCCAUCUAGUAUACCAGUGGAUACCGCCGCUGCGCCCCCAGGCCCUGGGUGUGUUGAGUGGCCGGGUCAACACCACCUACGAGGCCUCUAGGGACCCCUGGGCCGUGCACCGGGCCCUCUACAUCCCUCACCCGGACCCCUCAUUGUCUGGCCAGUACUCCUGCUCCGUCAGUACCUUCGAGGAUGAGGACACCCGCACCGCACACCUCCUCGUCUGGAGACCUGCCCGCGAUGUGGAGCUGAAAUAUUGGCGGCCCUCAGAGUACCUCGUCAACAUAACCUGCAGCGUCGCGGGAGUAGCACCUAGACCAGAGUUCACCUUAUAUACUACGGAUCCAAAUGGCACCAGACAAGGUGUGCAGGUACGCGGAACAAAUGGCCACCUGGGAGAGGACGGGGAGUGGUGGGCGGGGGCGUGGGGGCUGAUCCUGUGGGCGGAUACUGAAGCUGGCAGUGUCAUCAGUUGCACCUUCACCCUCCCCGGCACCUCCCAUACUAACACCAGCAAUAAGACCUACCACCCAGAUUUACCCAUCAUCACCACCACUACCACCACACCAACCACCACGACGGCUAGUGAGCUCCCAGGCAGAUCGUCCAGUAUACCACAACACGCGCCUAGCACAACCUCCACCUUCUUCGAUUUGUCCACCCUGUUCGGCGCAGCCAGCGCGGCGAGGAGUGUGCAGCUGUCACCCACAUGGAGCUGCAGCUGCCUUAUGUUGUUGAUGGUGUUCCUGCGGGUGAUGGCUGACGACCCGUGAGGACAGACUACCACUACCUUCCCCUCACCCACACCUAAAAAAUCAAAACUCACCAUUGUGUGUGUGUGUGUGUGUGUGUGUCUGUCUGUCUGUCUGUCUUUGUGUGUGUGUGUGUGUGUGUGUGUCUGUCUGUCUUUGUGUGUGUGUGUUCGUCUCCCACUUGCGUUUUGUGGUGGCGUUAGUGACUUCACGAUGCACUUUGUCAUUCUGCGUUACACUGAUUAAUGACAAUUUUACCAAUGAGCUUUCAAUAAUGUGUAUGUCUUGAGCAAUAUGUGGUGUUGUAUAUAUAUAUAGUGAAGGAAAUAAUCGGUGGUUUUAAGUCUCUUGGUAAUGAAAUAUAUUACUUGGUGGAACCCUAAUUGGAGUAAAGGUCUGAGGAGAAAUUUAAUCUGUGAAUGUGUACCGCGUUUAUAGAGGAAUAAAAGAGAGCCGUUGAUGGUCAGUAGGUGACAAUUUCUGACUUAGAGGGAACGUUUGAAGGUAAUGUCAUUCUCUUAUAUUGUGAAUUAUUUAACUUUUCUUGCAGUUACUCCGAGACUUUGGAUGAGAUCUGUAUUUUUUUUUUAAUUCUAAUCCUCGACAAAGAAAUUUAAUACCAAUUGAAACUUGUCAACUGAAUCCUUAAUAUGUUAAAAGUCCGUAGGUGUUUUAAUGACUGCUUUUCCCUUCAGUAAUUUAUUUUGUAGUUUAUGACAACUUUGAAGAUGGUUUAAAAAGUAGAUUUAUUUUCUGGAAAAGUUAAUAGUAAUACAUAUAGAAAAUAAUUAUCGUUAAUUCUAAGACUAUCAGUUAGUUUGUCAUAUCCUGUGACUUAUCGUAUAAUUAAAUGGCACACGAGAUAUAUUUCCUGCCACCAGACAAACAAACUCCUUCACAACAAUAGCAAACUGGCUACAAUCACCACGAGCCCCAGAAAUCCAGCUGUCACUGAUCAUCAAGUUGGUAAAAUAUGAAGUGAGUUGAAUGUGUGGCGGCAAUAUUGACGGCUUGCCACAACUGUCUGUCAAAGCUUACCCAAACUAAUCUGGCCAACACAAAAGUGACCCCACCUGGUAGAUAUGUUAGAGAUGUUCUGUUUAAUCGUUGCAAAGUUUUAUUAGUGGUUCCUUUGGGUAAACAGGACAGGAUCGAGCUCUCACUGGACCUAACACGUGCGCUUCUCUUGGGUUCCAUCUGUGCACAGCCUGUUGACAGCCUUCCACCCGCGAGGAUAAUCGUGUAUCAGUACUUGGUGUAAACAUUCUUUCAUGUUUAUGAUCAAUAUCUUUACAGAGGCGGUCAGUAACUCGGUGAGCAAUGUACUUUCAACUCCUUCCUUCACCACUCCCCCAAUAUUUCUACUCGGUUCAUUAACAUAAUGUUUUCCGUUGAACCCGGAGACAAGUUUGGGAAACAGACUUCCGUCCACUCAUAUUAGAUGACUGUCCACACACCUGGUGGCCCUCCAUUAUCACUGCUCACUACUGAUCGCUGGUGGUGUCAGUCUGCCUCGCACCGCCUCCCUACAGGUAGCUCCACCUACAGUAAAUAUAUUAAAUUGAACUUUCAGUCAUUUUCAAGAAUGUUUCGUUUUAACAAUCUAUUCAACGUCACUUUCUUGGCGAAAAUUGAAUAAAAUUAAAAUAAAUUAUUUCUUGUUAACGGUUGGGUAGAGAAAUUGUUGAACUUCCUGGAAAUUCAGGCGGUUGACUUGGUGCCGCUUAGGGUAUUUGAGUCACGUUUUAUAUAUACUGCACAACAGCUGGGAGUAUCGCUGUUCUGUGUUGGUGAUUUUUUUUUAACUAAGUUACUGUCACUUUGGCCUUAUUGAGAAUAUCCGGACGUCUGGGUUGUCCACGACACCUUGAGUAUCCGACUUUUAGAGUCAAAUUAUUUUCUUCCUUCCUGAUCAUUGGUCAGAGAAAUUGCAGCACAGGAGCUGUCAUUAACCCGAAGACUGUAAGACUUCAACACUAUAUCACCUCUACACUUACACUCAGCUCCUCCUGAACGUGUGUGUCAGGGGCCGUCAGGACUGAACCCGUCGACCUCAGCAACUCGAGGUUCAGCGAUUUUUCCACAGGAGUCACAAUAAAAAAUGGAAUUCACUGAUAAACGAGUUAGCAAGAUAAACGAAUCAAGGCUGUAACUUUCUGAAUCUAUAUUUAUUAUUAUAUACCUUUGUAGUCCUAAACUUGCCAAUUAAAUAUAAAUUCAGUGUUCCUCAAAUAUGUCGAGCUCCAUACUAGUCACAAAAAUACCAAGCAUAUCCGGAUAAAGCCAAGAGAUCGGUUAAUUUCGAGUAUUAGUCCAUCCAUUUUUCCCUCGACAGCUGCACACGUUACCACCGCCGCCUCUAACACAGUGACAAAAGUGAAGUACGGUUAUGGUUGAAGGGCAGGUGAUGAAAGCUUGAUCUCUCUUGUCUGCUGCAGGUAACUUGUUCUUUCUCCCAUUUACCCUAAUUCAGUAAACUUUCUCCAGUCAUAGACACCUGAUUUACGUGUGUGAAAACCUCAUACUUUAUCUACUACUACAAGUUUCACCAAGUGUACGCUUCCCUCCAAACAACUGUGAUCUUCUCUAUGUAAUCCGCUGUUUAUUCUCCCGUGUGUGAAAAAAUAAUGCUCAAGAAACUUUAAAAUGGCAGUACACUCGAGCGAUAAUACAUUAAUUUGCUCCUACGCCUCGCCAGCCCACAAUUUCGACAGGUUAAUUACUGAGGUGUUGCUGAUCUAAGUUAAGUAUGUACAGGUAUAGUCACCCACAUAAGUCCUAUCACCUCUCCUCCGGAUAUACGAGUCUCGAGGUUCAUACUCGUGAACCCGAAGCAUUUAUGAACAGAAUAAUGCAUCAGUCCAUUGCUUUGGGUUCACGAGUCUGAAUCUCGAUGUACUUGGCUCAGGGGGGAGAGGCAACAAGACUAUUAUGUCAUUCAGAGCGUCACCCCGAUGGCAUAUCCUAGACAUUACUGACCCAAGAUCUGAGUAUGACACUGUAGUUAUCGAUUAAGAUCACCAUUACUGAACAAAAUCCCAACAGAGAGGAAUUUACAACAGAACAAUCUCCUUCAAAGUGAGUAUUGGUGUCCGACAUGACCACAAGAAAUAUUGAUUGUAAAAUAUAACAAGUUUUUACAACCCAACAUUGUCGAAUAACAACCACUAUCCACAGCCGAUUUGUUUAUGUUUUGGGGUUCAAUAAUCCACCUUAGUGAUAAUUUCAACAACUUUAAUAUUUUCUAUAAUUCAACCUGAUAUCAUUAUAGGAGAAACCAUGUGAACAACUAUAAUUACAAUGAAUUCCCAUGGAGUAAUAAUAAUAACACGAAAUUAAACUUAUUCCACGUU
This is a messenger RNA of Homarus americanus (American lobster), 5821 nucleotides long. RefSeq lists its product as uncharacterized. The record is from RefSeq and is a predicted model, not a curated record. Bases 1431 to 2489 code for a protein of 352 amino acids. The transcript is spliced from 10 exons. Lineage: Eukaryota; Metazoa; Arthropoda; Malacostraca; Decapoda; Nephropidae.